CUGGCGCCCGGCCUCCGGGCCCCAAGCCUGACACAAGGAGACACCGGGGAAGUUCCGGUACCUUUUCUGGGGAGCAGAAGCUGCCAUGGAAGAGCCUGCAGCUCCCACAGAACCCUACGAGGCAGCUGGGACAUUUGGGGACAUCGAGGCAGCCGGGGAGAUCAUCCCUUGGCCCACCCUUCCGGUGCCUCCCACCUCCCGGUGGUCUCCGGCUCCAGGCCCAGCCCCCUUCCGUCCGUCACGUGUGAGGCCCGCCCAGGAGUCAGGGGGAGGGGCUGGGCCCAGAUGGCUGCCGGGCCGGAGCAGUGGCAGCUGGACAAAGGAAGUGGUCUGCAGGUAUUAUCUGCAUGCUCAGUGCAAGGAGGGGGAGAACUGCCGAUACUCCCAUGACCUCUCAGGGCGGCAGGUGGCCAGGGAGGGCCCCGGUUCACCACCCCCAGCCUCCGCAGACAGUGGCCCCAGCGCGGCUGCGCAUGCCGAGGCCCUGCCUCAGGAAGUGGCGGAAGCCCCCCCGGCUGUGUCCUCACGCUCUUUUCCUCUGAUUGGCUCCGCUGAGAGGGUUUUCUUUGAAGCCGAGACUGAAUAUUCAGGCCUUGAAGCUGCGGGAGGAGCAGGUGCGGAAGGCUGGGAGCAUGCCAUUGAGUUUGUUCCCGGGCAACCGUACCAAGGCCGCAUGGCCCCUCCUAUCUACGUGGCUCCUCCACAGGGCUUGCUGACUGUGAGGGAGCAGUUUGCCUUGGGCCAGAGGCAGCAGCUUUGCCGCGAUGCUAUCAUGGGGCAAUGCUUUCGUGGGCCAAGCUGUAUGUAUCUUCAUGGAGAUAUGUGCGAUUUGUGUGGGCUGAAGGUCUUGCACCCCUUUGAUGGUGCUCAGAGGGCAGACCAUAGAAGGGCCUGCAUGGAAGCACAUGAGCAGAAUAUGGAGCUCUCGUUCGCCGUGCAGCGCAGUGCGGACAAAGUGUGUGGCAUCUGCAUGGAGGUGGUCUAUGAGAAAGCCAACCGGAAUGAUUGCCGCUUUGGCAUCCUCUCCAGCUGCAACCACACCUACUGCCUUAAGUGUAUCCGCAGGUGGAGGAGUGCCAGACAGUUUGGGACCUGGGUCGUCAAGUCCUGCCCCCAGUGCAGAGUCAUCUCCACCUUUGUCAUUCCCAGUGAAUUCUGGGUGGAGGAGGAGGAAGAGAAGCAGAGACUUAUUCAGCAGUACCUGGAGGCAAUGAGCCACAAGCCCUGCAGGUAUUUUGUAAGAGGCAGGUACUGCCCAUUUGAAGAGAACUGUUUUUACAAACAUGCCUUCCCUGAGGGCCAGGGAGAGGAGCCCCAGAGGCAGGGUGCUGGGGCACCCGGUCCUUGGCGUGGUCAACUUUUGGAGCCUCCGCAGGUGGGAGAGGGCGACAUGCCCUUUAAAAGCUGUAAAAAAGAGCUUGUCAUGCUUUGGCUGGCCAAUCUGUUGUGUCAGUGUUUUCUUUCAUGGGGAGCUAAUGAGCUCCCCUGCUCAGAGACCCAGUGGGACUUGCUUCAUUGUGAGCUGGAAGAAUAUUUCAAUUUGAAUCUGUGGCAUUCUGUGGCAUGUUGUAUGGUGUGCUGAGGCUCUGUCAUCUGCUCUUGCCUGUGUUUUGUUUAUAGACACAUCUGUCACUUACAGAAGCUGCUGAAACCAUUUGUUUAGAGCAUCCAUCUCUGUUUUCUUGCCCAUUCCCAUUUCUUUGCCCCUAGGGUUAUGGUGUUUCACUGUGCUAAAAAGUCACAAAACAUCCUUAAAGUUAUUGUUUGGUGAAAUUAAUAUGACUGUCAGUUUAUGGUUUAUUUUGUCAUCUCUGUUUUCAACAGGAUUGACUCAGUUCUAGUCUAGUGUUUACAGAAUGUCCACACUCAUUUUGAAGCCCCUCAAGAAUAAAUGUGACAGGGUGAAGGGAGAAGUCUUAACUGAACAAGGAGCUUUUUGCUACUUCAGCCUUAAGAAAUCGACCCUGGAGGGGCCUUGUGGUGCAACUGCUUAUCUCUGUUGUUUACACAUUUGUUGCUUCUCAUCCUUUUCAAGUGCACUCUUUAACUUGUGGUUACCUUGUGGUUUUGUGUUUUACUUGACCAGAACCAGUGCAUAUGUUUACAUGUUUUUAUCUUGUUUAGCUUGAUGUGAAAUUAUUUAUAUUUGGAAGUAAUAUUUAAGAAUUA
Messenger RNA from Phacochoerus africanus (Common warthog), 2169 nucleotides. RefSeq names its product makorin ring finger protein 3 (gene MKRN3). The transcript has a single exon. The coding region runs from base 86 to 1582 and encodes 498 amino acids. The record is from RefSeq and is a predicted model, not a curated record. Gene Ontology annotation, biological process: protein polyubiquitination. Gene Ontology annotation, molecular function: ubiquitin protein ligase activity; metal ion binding. Lineage: Eukaryota; Metazoa; Chordata; Mammalia; Artiodactyla; Suidae.